CGAAAACAGAAAACCGAGAACCGAGUCCGAACCGAGAAAUGAGCAGAUGAAGAAGAGAUACCGAGAAUAGAGUUUGUGCAUGUGUGCGUGUGUGCGUGAAAAUGUGCUUGCGUGCGCUCUCGCCUGUCUCAAAAUUUUACGCAUUAAAACAAUAAAAUUCGUCGUGCAAGGACAGUCUAAUAGCUGUCCUCGACGUAUUCAGCAUAAAAACUAGUAAAAGUAACUAUGACUUUACAGAUUGAAUAGAAAGAGACAGACGGAAAAACACUACACCAACACAACGGCAGAACCAAGGAAGAUUCACUCUACACACAUUGGAAGCAGAGGAAAAAGACAACACUUUGUGCUUUCAUGGCAGUAGAGGAAAAGGACAACGAACGGUGUUCCGACCACGCAACUGCAGCUGCUUUAACAGCUAAACAACAAACUUGGUGUUCAGAGCAAAUCCGGCUGGAACGCUUAGUUGAGGAAGACGGGGACGUUCAAGAGAGUGUGGUGAACGAGUGUCGCAUCAUUGCCGGUCUUGACAUUUCGUUCAAAAAAUCCUCAGAGGAGGCUGCUGCAGCCAUUGUUUUAUGGGAUUCACAUACCCAAAAAGUUGUAUGGAGAUCAGCCAUCUGGAUAGAUCGAAUGGAGGAACCUUACAUCCCUGGAUUUCUGUCUUUCCGUGAAGCGAAGUGGUAUAGAACGCUGCUCAACAGCAUCCCUCAAGACGUUCCGCAACCAGAGGUGAUCAUCGUGGACGGCAAUGGUCGAUUACACCCAGUGCUGUUUGGCCUCGCUUGUCACAUUGGUGUUAUGACAAAUAAGCCAACUAUAGGAGUUGCAAAAAACUAUUUUUGUGCUCCGAGUUUGAAUGAAGAUUUGAAAGCUCACCGAGUCCACAUCCAGCAGCAUUUGUCCACGAUGGGGCCACAACACCCCAUGCCAUUGAGGGCAUUGCCAGAAAUCGGGUACGGGGACAAGCCGAUUGGGAUGGCUGUGUGGACAAGCCCACAUGCAACGCGGCCCGUAUACGUCAGUAUAGGGCAUAAAAUUUCACUUCCAGCGGCUGUUGCUGUCGUUACAUUGUGUAGCGGAAUCCAUUCGCGCGUUCCUGAACCAGUGCGUUUAGCAGAUAUAUAUGCGAAGGAGGUUAUCGCCAAAAGAAACUUAUAAGUAAUUCGUGGUACACAUAUCAAGAGAAGAGUUGAGUCAAACAAGUGGACAGCACCCGAGUGCAUUGCGCAUCGAAAAUAAUAAAUGAAGAGAAAGAAGAAAUAUAUUAUAGAAAUGGUAAGGGUGUCAUUCGCUUUCAGUAUUUGUCAAGAAUAUACUCAUGUCGAAGCGUUUAACGGAAGCAACCCAUCUUAUUAAAGAGACACAGCAAUAGAAACCAUUGUUGGAAUUGAAGUUGAGUAGAAGAAGUAAAGGAAAAACAAGUCGAAAUAAAAAAAAGAAGAAGAAAUAAGAACUAUUACCAGAUUUGAGAAACCAAGGGAAUGCAACAGAAGUUGUAAGAGGAAAGUCGGAGAGCAUAACUAUGCGUCUGUCAUUUGUUGAAUAAUGACAAAUGGAUCAUGAAAAUAAGGCAAGGUGAGGCACAGGAAAAAGCAUCACCAAUGAAGAGAACUUUAUGGGCAUGGACAGUUGCACAUGGCGUUUGGUGCACUAGGUUCGCGCGGGCUUUCGUUCGUCGGGCUCUCGACGACUUCAUCAUAACAAGGUGGGCUUGGACCCACACUGUCGAACAGCGGUGGACACUCUUCGUCCCAGCUGACACCGAGCCCUGGUUGUGUUGUGACCACGAGCUUCACCUUCAUGCGAAGCAAGCGUGCGUUGGAGUCCACGGGUUGCGAACCAACGACCUCUAUCAUUACCAAUUCCAGCACAAGACAGUGGGAGAUGUCGAGCUCGGUGUUUCCGCAGUUUAACCGCAAGUCGCACACGUAGCGUGCGUCGAGUGCGAACGAAAGGGGCAACUCGAACAGUAAACGGUCGUUAUCGAUUUUCCAGCCGCGUUUGUAGUCGUUGGUGCCGAGAAUGCGCGUGUCCUGGUACGUGUGGACUUUGUCGGCAUCGUCGUGGCCGUGACACGAGCGGAUUGUAGUCUUGAUUCGUUCUUCUAUGCGCCAGGAUAUGCGGGAAACAGCCCAUGAGGUGGAACUGUUUGGCUCCUUGAAGCCGGUGAGCUGGAAUGUGACGGGAAUAUAGCUGGAAGGAUGCACGACAUUGGGCGUUUGCAGUGUCACGUUCAGUGACGUUGGCGGAAACAAGCGCUGGAAGGACUUGGGCGUCGAGGGAAGGAUUGACCGGCGAAUUUCGAUGGGGUGUCGCUUCUCCAGCUUCGAUGUAGGCGAGAAAAUGAAGGUGGCCUUGAAAUAGUACUCGACCUUCACCGUACAGCAUUCGAACGAGUGUGGCAUGUGGCCGGGAAUAAGAGCACUGAAAGGCCAUGUCGUCUUGCCCUUGGUGAGGGAGGUGCGGGCACUUACGAACUGCCAUACUUGGAGCCGCUCGACGUUUUUACAGCAGUGAGGACAGCUGAGGUGCGGCGACCGUUUGUUCGUCUGCUUCUUGAUGAGUUCGAGAUUGACGACUUCGACGUCCAGCAACGGAACCUUUACGUCGGCCACCAGCAAACCACUGGCUAUCGAGCCUGUGGACGUUGCUGGCGGGCCGUACAUCACGCACGGUGGUGAUUCCAUCUGCACAUAAGCGUCCAUACCAACGGCAGAACUUUGACCCGCAGAAAGUGCUUCCGAAGAGCGUCCGUGACGACGAAGAAGCAUUGACAUGGUUGCUGACGACUGUUUGCAAGCAACGGUUAAUUAAAAGUCGCUGAAAUGAGUCGCGACCACAGGCAAGCCCGAGGGAGGGAAAGGCGGCAGUGCUCGGUAGUAAACCAGCUGCAGCAGGAAUAGCAGUACCGUGACCAAAGGACAAAGGGUGCACCGAAACCGCGAGGAAAGCGUCCGAACAGCGUCACCGUAAGGGAUCUCUGUGCACACACGACGCUCGUACACCAACCGCUGCUCAAUUGAAGGGUCGUCCGUGAAAGCCGAGACCGUUCAAGCGUGUGGGAGAGGGCAGAGAACGUCUCCCGAGAGAUUACGAAUUUUGUAGAAGUAACGUGUUACUUGGGC
Molecule: messenger RNA, 3125 nt
Organism: Schizosaccharomyces japonicus yFS275
Lineage: Eukaryota; Fungi; Ascomycota; Schizosaccharomycetes; Schizosaccharomycetales; Schizosaccharomycetaceae
Product: DNA repair endonuclease
Exons: 2
Coding region: 352-1158 (268 amino acids)
Cellular component (GO): cytoplasm
Molecular function (GO): endonuclease activity
Source: RefSeq, a predicted model, not a curated record